AGAAAGUUUGCAGAGAUAUUUGAGAAGAAAAUCGAAAAGGGAAAAGAAAAAUGGAAGAUUUUGACAAGAAGGUUUCAUUAAAAGACACAAUGGAGAUUGAAGAAGCAAACAGCUAUUGCAGCAACAAAAGCAAUGAAAUUCUCCGAUUACUUCGCAAAUUUCUCGAGGUUCAACGGCGUAGGGCUCAAGCUUACGCCAAGCUCAAAACAGGGUUCUCGGAGUAUAUGAAAUCCGGAGGGGAAUUGGCCUACCAGCAGCUUUGCAGUGAGAUCACAGUAGAGUUCAAUGAUUGCUCAAAACAAGUCCUCGAGAUGGAAUCUCUUUUCUUAAAUCCUGAUUACUGCCGAACUGAUCUAGCUGAGCUGCUUAGAGCCGUUCAAACACAGGAAAAGCAGAAAUUGCAUCUGACUGCUACGAUUCAGGUCCUGAAGAAGGCAGGUCGCCCAUCAGAGCGUCUAGUGAACCACGAGAAUUGCAUAUUUAAGAAGCCAAUGGAGCAUGAAUGCGUGCACGUCCAUGAGAUAACAGAAGCAGCAGGAACCGAAGAUGCAGAAGCAAAUGCUGAGUAUGAUAAUGCUCUCAAGGAAGCUAUUAGAGGAGUUCAGGAUGCUGUGACCACCAUUAAUGAACAUUUAGAAGAAGUGAGAUAUGAAAUUGCUGCCCUUGAAGCAGAGUAAGUUCACUAUAACUCAAAAUGUUUAGUCACUCAAAUUCUAUUCUAUGCAAGGAUUACAAGAAAAGGGUCCGGGUUCAGGUUCAGUUCAAGGUCAAGGUUGGUGUUGGUCCAUGUUUUGUGUUCUGGGUUGGGCUGGGUCGGAUAUUUAGCCUACAAUUUUAUGCUGGUUUGGUUCAUGAAAUCUAAUGUUUUA
This is a messenger RNA of Hibiscus syriacus, 869 nucleotides long. RefSeq lists its product as uncharacterized. The transcript has 4 exons. The record is from RefSeq and is a predicted model, not a curated record. Lineage: Eukaryota; Viridiplantae; Streptophyta; Magnoliopsida; Malvales; Malvaceae. The coding region runs from base 51 to 677 and encodes 208 amino acids.